Molecule: messenger RNA, 603 nt
Organism: Durusdinium trenchii
Lineage: Eukaryota; Dinophyceae; Suessiales; Symbiodiniaceae
Source: the annotation of a GenBank genome assembly
AUGGCCGGAAGAAGGCGCGGCGGAAGAAGGGGAUCGGACAGGCUCUUGAUUGCCAACCUGGGAGAUUCUCGUGCAGUGAUCUGUCGACAACAGGGGCAUCAUCUGGGAGUCUUUCGGCUUUCGGAUGACCACAAGCCGGGUCGGCCCGAUGAGCAGAAGCGGAUCGAAGGGAAUGGAGGCGUUGUGGACAUGCAGGGCGUCUGGCGCGUCUUCACUCCGGGGCCGGCGACCUUCGGCGGGCGCUCCUUGCUCUGGGGCUUGGCGGUGAGCCGAGCCUUUGGAGAUCUCUUGAUGAAGGAGCCGCAAAGAUAUGGCUGCACAGGCUGCACGGGAGCCUUGGUGAGUGCUAUGCCUGAGAUCACCACCUGCGAGCUGAACAUCAGUGAGGAUCGCUUCCUAGUGUUGGCCUGUGACGGCAUUUGGGACGUGCUGAGCGACGAGGAGGCCAUCACGGUGUGCUCUGAGCACAAGACGGCCGAUCAGGCGGCGCAAGCUUUGGUCAGGCGUGCCUUUGAACUGGGCAGUGACGACAACUUGACUGCCGUCGUGAUCGGCUGGCAGCCUGAGGAGGCCACGGAGGAGAAGAAGCAGCGGCUGGACUAG